Molecule: messenger RNA, 1497 nt
Organism: Pteropus alecto (black flying fox)
Lineage: Eukaryota; Metazoa; Chordata; Mammalia; Chiroptera; Pteropodidae
Gene: BARHL2
Product: BarH like homeobox 2
Exons: 3
Coding region: 43-1203 (386 amino acids)
Biological process (GO): regulation of transcription by RNA polymerase II
Cellular component (GO): nucleus
Molecular function (GO): RNA polymerase II transcription regulatory region sequence-specific DNA binding; DNA-binding transcription factor activity, RNA polymerase II-specific
Source: RefSeq, a predicted model, not a curated record
GGCGGCUCCUGAGCGGCGAAGUGGCGUGGACCUCAUGUAGAAAUGACAAUGGAAGGGGCCAGCGGGUCGAGUUUUGGAAUAGAUACGAUUUUGUCCAGUGCCAGUUCGGGCAGCCCCAGCAUGAUGAAUGGAGAUUUCCGCCCUCUUGGCGAGGCUAGGACCGCGGAUUUUAGGAGUCAGGCCACUCCUUCCCCCUGUUCGGAGAUUGAUACCGUAGGAACGGCGCCUUCUUCUCCCAUCUCGGUCACCAUGGAGCCCCCGGAGCCGCAUCUGGUAGCAGAUGGGCCCCAGCAUCACCACCACCUACACCACAGCCAACAGCCGCCACCGCCAGCCGCGGCCCCCACGCAAAGUUUGCAGCCUUCACCCCAGCAGCAGCCGCCACCGCCACCACCACCGCAGCAGCCACCCGCCCAGCAGCUGGGCUCCGCCGCCUCGGCCCCCAGGACUUCCACCUCUUCUUUUUUAAUUAAGGACAUCCUGGGCGACAGCAAACCUCUGGCGGCCUGUGCACCCUACAGCACCAGCGUCUCCUCUCCCCAUCACACCCCGAAGCAGGAGAGCAACGCAGCCCACGAGAGCUUCAGGCCAAAGCUGGAGCAGGAGGACAGCAAAACCAAACUCGACAAGCGGGAAGAUUCCCAGAGCGACAUCAAAUGCCACGGAACAAAGGAGGAAGGAGACCGGGAGAUUACGAGUAGCCGAGAGAGUCCCCCAGUGAGAGCCAAAAAGCCUCGCAAAGCCAGGACGGCUUUCUCGGACCACCAACUGAAUCAACUGGAACGUAGCUUUGAGCGACAGAAGUACCUGAGUGUGCAGGACCGCAUGGACCUGGCGGCUGCGCUUAACCUUACGGACACCCAGGUCAAGACCUGGUACCAGAACCGCAGGACCAAGUGGAAGCGGCAGACGGCGGUGGGCCUGGAGCUGCUGGCCGAGGCGGGGAACUACUCCGCACUGCAGAGGAUGUUUCCGUCGCCGUAUUUCUACCACCCAAGCCUGCUGGGCAGCAUGGACAGCACUACCGCAGCGGCAGCUGCCGCCGCCAUGUACAGCAGCAUGUACCGGACUCCUCCAGCGCCCCAUCCCCAGCUGCAGCGGCCCCUGGUGCCUCGCGUGCUCAUCCACGGCCUGGGGCCCGGGGGACAGCCCGCCAUCAAUCCCUUGUCCAACCCCAUUCCAGGCACCCCGCACCCCCGGUGAAGAACAAGAAGAACGAGCGACGGCACUGCAGUCCCUUCCCCCAUCCCCUCCCCGACCCGGACAGCUGUCCCUCUUCUCCCCGCACCGGGCCAACAGGCCUCCCUAGCAGCCGACCAGGGAAGCAGAGAAGUAAGAGGAAGAUGCUCACCAGUGGGCUGGGGCCCCCAAAGAGGAACCAGCCCUCUUCUCUCCAUCUCCCCACCCUCAGAGACAGGGCUGGAAAGCUCUCCCACAGCAGUGUGACUGGCGAAAACGCUGACCCCACACAAAGUGCGUGACCAGUAAGUGAAAACA